UUAGAGCGUUCUAAUGAAAAGCAACUUGCAAAGACCAUGGGAAAAGGAUUAAGGAAAGCAUUAUAUUUAUCAUCUAUGUUAUCUUCAGUAUUAACAUUGUGCCACUCUUGUUCCUUGACAAGGUUUAAAAAAAUUCUCUAUUGCUGUUAUACUAACUUUCCUACAUUGUUUCUAAUUGUAUGUGACAUUUGUUUGAGUACAAAAACCUUUUAGUUUUAAAAUUUGUGCAUUGUGGUCUGAAAGACCAUUCACCUUUUACUAACAGAAUGCCUAUCUACAUAGUAAUGAAUAAUGAAUAAAAAUAUUGUCUAUGGCUGUGCUACUGUUCCCCUGCACCCUUGUUGGAUAAAACACAGUCUGUAUCAGAUCAUAUGAAUUUAGGAGUUCUACUAACAUCCAUUUUCUUGCACCACAAUAUUCAAAACUUAUAUUGAAGUCACCACAUGUAACUAAUUUCUGGUACUUGCCACAAAUUGAAUCAAGAACCCUCUCUAGCUUGAGCAGAAAUACUCUGAAGUCAGAGUUCAGAGAUCUAUAAACAACAACAAUUAGAAGUUUAGUUUCACUAAAUUCAACUGCCCAUGCACAACAUUCAAAUAUCUGUUCAGUGCAGUGUCAUUAUAUGUUUAUGGACUCAAAUUAAAUACUGUUUUUAACGUACAUACCUACUCACACACCCCUCAAGGAAUCCUUGAAAAACAGCCAGCUAAACUAAAUCCUGUAUGGCAGCUUCUCAAAUAUCAUGUAAUUUGUAAGGAGUAAGAAAAUUUCUAAUUACUGUGGGAAUGUAUUCAUUUAUGUAACAGUACCAGAUUUGCAGUCUGGACAAAUAGUCAAGCGACAUAUACUGCUAAUGUAGGACUUAACAGGGAAGCUAUGUUCGUGAUCCACUGUCGCAUAUUUUGACAUAUGAUGAAUAUUAUCCUCAUGCAAAAUCAGGAAGUUAGUUCAAUUUCAUUCUACUAAUAUACCCAUCUAGGAGCUUAUUCUAAUUUUACUGACGGAUUUUUAGUUUCUGAGAGUGUAUGAAUGAAUUUUAUAAAUGAAUUUUGAUCAGCCGACGAAUAUACAUUGUGUGGAUGAAACUUAAACGUACUGCAAAUUCUUCUUUAUGGACAUUAGUAAGUUGCUGGUUAGUUGAUGACAUUUCAAAAUUUAUUGACAAAACUAUGUAAGUCAGUAGAGUAAUAGUUAUUCUUAUACAUCACUACAACUUAAUAUUAAUCUCAACCACCGCCUUCAAAAUCUCAGACAUUUACUUGCAAUUUUCAGUCAAUCAUGAAGAACACAUAAAGAUGCAGUAUAUAAGGCAGAUGCUAUUUAAGGAGCUGCUAGUUACAGUUUUGAAUUGGAAAGAUGGUGUGUGAACUCCUAAGGGACCAAACUGCUGAGGUCGUUGGUCCAUAGACUUACACACUACUUAAACUAACUUAGGCUAAUAACAACACACACACCCAUGCCCGAGGGAGCACUCGAACCUCCAGUGGGAGGGGCUGCUUAAUCUCCGACUUGGCGCCUCUGUGUGGCAAAGAUGGUAUUAAUUUGCUUGUAGUGAUAUACACAAAUUCUGUAGAUAUAUUUUCAAUAAUUACAGAAAUAUGGAUCUGGAUCAGUAACAAAUGUUGUAGCAUCAAUACCAAUAGCUGCCAGGAUGUGGUAAAUGUAUGUGCUAAGAAGAGUUAAACUUCUAACAGAGACAGCAGCAAAACAAGAAUUUUUUUGUGAGAUGUAUCUUAGCAGAAAAAAUUCAGAUGCUCCACUGCAUGUGCUUAUGACAAAUGCAUAAAGAACAGCACAAACAAUAACAAAAAAUUGCCAAUGGACUAGCAUAAUAAUAACAGGCAUAUAAGUUAACAGAUUGGCAUAUAGAUGUGGAGUAUAGAUAAAAUCCAUAAAAAUUUAGCAGCAGUACCACCAUUAGUUUACUGGAAAUAGUAGUUGAACAAAGAAACUGCUACCAAGGCCACCAGCCGGCCGCUGUGGCUGAGUAGUUCUAGGCGCUUCAGCCUGGAACCGCGCGCCGCUACAGUCACAGAUGCGAAUCCUGCCUUGUGCAUGGAUGUGUGUGAUGUCCUUAGGUUAGUUAGGUUUAAGUAGUUCUAAGUCUAGGGGACUGAUGACCUUGCAUGUUAAGUCCCAUAGUGCUCAGAGCCAUUUGAACCAUUUGAACCAUUUUGAACCAAGGGCACCAAUUCAUGUGACUGGCUCCUUCAUGCUUAGUUCUCAAUGUAAUUAAGAAAGAUGAAUAACUCCUGAUCAAAAAGUGACGCCACUGGUGUGCAGAAACAUUUUAAAUGAAAAAAAUCAUAAGUAUACAUGAUAACUCUGUUAACAAUUUUAGUCCAAAAGCGGAUAAGACCAUUCUCCAACAAGAAAAAGAAGCGACAUAAGAAAAUCUUCUAUGUCACAUUGAUUGAAACUAAAAAGCUAUGAUUUUAUGUUCAGGUGAAUGAUAAGUAGUUACACUGUAACAGUCAUAGCUAGAGUUCGGAUUUUGCAUAUUUUGCAUAUCAUUUUUUUACUGUACCUGGUGUUGUGUCUUUACAAAUUAUGAUAUUUUGGAUGUACUGGGCUACUUUAAAUUCAAUUUUAAAAUGCAUAUAUUUACAUAUUUUGGCGUUUGAGCAUAUUAUUAUCAUAUUUAGAGGAAAUGGCCUUAAAGAUGCAUAUUUUUGACAUUUAGAAGUCAUAUUGAGAUUCAUUUAUUCCCUGAAAACCCAAGAACCUCCCAGAAUUUUAGGCCAAUAAAUUUCCAAAAUGAGAUACUACGUAAUGAGCCAUUAGAAUGAAAGCCUUUCAGGUAAACGUGGGUAGCUUAUGGAAGGACAUAGUCUUGUUUUUCCACUUACUUAGUCUCUUGGAUAAGGAUGCUAACGGCUUUUGAUGGUUCAUUGUUGCAAGAUGGAUUGUUGGAGUAGAAACAUGCUUCGGUAUUUGUUGCCCACAGUUAAUGUGUGAUCAGGUUGCUGCAGUUCGCCAACAUUGCCCUACUAGUUAUUGUUGGCAUUUCAGAAUAUGAAACAUUCUUGCAUGUGUUUCUGUGCUGUUCGCAUCAACUCUUCGCUACCAUCUUCAAAUUACUAAUACGUCCAGACCAAAAAGCAAUAAUUUUGGGAAAUGGAUUGGAAGCGAUUGUGCUUUCACAACGGACAGAAAAAUAAUAUUGUGCCAACUAUGUGAAAAAGAGGUGAGUUUAAUUUUCUAUUUCUCUUUUUCGAUAAUUUUUCCAAGAACUUAAAACAAUUAUUAAGUACAUUUGUAAACUGAUGUGCAUGUUUCCUAUGGGCGAAUGGGAAGGAAAAAGAAGAAACCCUUAGGAAUUACCUUUGGCGAUCUUGGAAAUUAAAAAAAGUGUUAAAUUUUGUGUGGGGAUCGAAGUUCCAAUUUUUAUAAACUUAUUUGUAGUCUUAAUUCACUUUUUUGAGUGAGAAUCACGCGGGUACACACUGUUCUCUUACAUUUUUGUACAGUUGUACGUACUUAUUGAUAUUCACUUCUCCGACGCUUUAGGUCCGGGUUGAGAAAAAAUUUUAACUGCAUCUGCAUUAAAAGACAUCUCAGCACCAGAACAAUUUAACCAACACAUGGUUAAAAACUUCACAGCAACCACUGAUCUCAUCAUUUCGAAUAAUGUGGAUGACAAAAAUGAGUUCAGUGAAGAUCCUUGCAAGGCUUUAAUAAAAGUAAACAUCCCCUUGAAUAAGUUGGAGAAUGAAGCAUUAAAGACCUUCUUGAAAAAAUACACAGGAAAACAUAUUCAUCAUGAGUCAACGCUCAGAAAGGACUACGUGGACCCAUUGUAUGAAAAGACAUUGGAGAAUAUUAUGACAGAAAUUAUCGAUUCUCCAGUUUGGCUGUCCGUUGGCGAAACUGGUCGGUAUAUGGUGCAUGUCAAAGUUGGAAAACUCUCUGCCGACGAGGCUGGACGAGGACAAAUCACAGUGCUGCAGAGUGCCUUCGGGUGUUUUACCCUAUUUCACCUCACGUGUCUGGCUCAUGGCAUCCAUCGAGUGGCUGAAGAGGUCAGAGCCGCAUUGCCAGAGAUUAACAGCGUUAUAUCUUCGGCAGAGAAGGUUUUCAUAAAGGCACCGAGUCGAGUGAGAGCUUUCAAGACUGCUCACCGUGACUGUCCUCUGCCACCUGAACCAGCCUUGACGGGUUGGGGAACGUGGAUUUCAGCUGCAAAUUAUCAUGCAGACAACCUCAGAAAAGUUGAAGAGGUCCUAAAGGGCUUUGAAGAUAGCAAAAACUUAGCCAUUACAAAAUCCAAGGACGCCCUGAAGAGUUCUAGCGUGUUACACAGCCUAUCUUUCAUCCCAGCGCACUUUGGUGGCCUUCCAGACCUAACUGAGAAACAUGAGACUCGUAACGUGGAAGCUAUGAAGGCAGUGGCUCUCGUCGAAGGACUCAGGACACAGAGCAAGAGUCGGCCAGGUCCGAUCAGUGAGAGACUUAGAAGAAAAUUAGAUGCAGUUCUUCAUAGAAAUCCUGGUUGUCCUACGAUUCGGAAGAUCGCUCAGUUACUGGAAGGAAAGAAACGCUCCGAGAAUUUAGAUGAUUUUACGUCGUCUGACGUCGCUGCUCUUAAAUUCUUACGUGUAGUGUCAUGUGAUGUUGAACAAUAAUUUUCAAGAUUGAAAAUGUUAUUAUCUGACCACAGAAAAAAUUUUCAUUUAGAGAAUAUGGAAAAAAUGUUGGUAGUUCAGACAAAAUCAAACUUUUGGAAUUUACCAAACUUACCUAUGUU
Schistocerca nitens (vagrant locust) is the source of this 4747-nucleotide messenger RNA. RefSeq lists its product as uncharacterized. The transcript is spliced from 4 exons. Lineage: Eukaryota; Metazoa; Arthropoda; Insecta; Orthoptera; Acrididae. The coding region runs from base 3585 to 4625 and encodes 346 amino acids. The record is from RefSeq and is a predicted model, not a curated record.